AUGAGACCCGAAGCCGUGGGCAAGUUUGCAGACCUGUCUGCCGAUCGGUCAGAAGAGUUGGCCACCACUGAGGGUACGAUCGGUGGCUCUUCUUUGGUGUACAGCCGCCGCUCCGAUACGUCCGUCUCUGACCGCUAUCUGUCGGCCGACGACCAGAGGUCACGACUGCCCGUCAAUAAGGUAUCACACGAUCGGCCACUUCUGCCCAAAGACCACUUCAGUCAUAAUCACUUUCGCGAUCACAUCGAGUACUUGUUGUCCAAACACCAGACGCUUGUGAUUGUGGCGGAGACCGGAUCGGGAAAGUCCACUCAAUUACCCCAAAUAGUGUCCAAACUUUGCCACCAGUGGACGGAUGGCGAGACCGAUAACAAGCAACCAAUGGUAGCGGUGACUGAACCGCGUCGAGUGGCGGCCGUAACGUUGGCCGCUCGGGUGGCCGAAGAGAUGGGCGUCCAAUUGGGCCGCGAAGUUGGCUAUUGUAUCGGCUUUGAGGACUUCACCGCUGGUCCGGCCAUCACUCGCGUUAAAUUCUGCACCGAAGCCAUACUCGUCAACGAACUCAUGUCAGACCCGUUGCUUACGGCCUACGGGGCUGUCAUUGUGGAUGAGGCACACGAGCGGACACUUCAUACGGAUAUACUGUUGGCACUGUUGAAGAAGAUUAGCCGCAAACGGCCGACACUACGGCUCAUCAUAGCCUCGGCCACCAUUGACUGCGAACUAAUGCGCCAAUACUUUGACCACAACCCGAAUCCGGCGGACACUAAGACGUCGACAGCAACGGUGCUGUGUCUGGACGGCCGGUGCCAUCCGGUGGACGUGUUCUACUGCGAGCGUCCGGUGGCGGACUACGUACGGGAAUCGGUGGCCACUGUUAUCAAGAUUCACGAGCGGUACGCCUCUGUCAGCGGCGAUAUAUUGGUGUUCCUCACCGGUCAGGAAGAGGUGGAGUCGGCUGUCGGCAUACUCUUGGACUACGCCCGUGGCCUCCGCGAGCGCAACGACCAGUCACUGAAGCGCCUGUUUGUACUGCCGAUGUACGCGGCCCUACCGGCCGCUGACCAGAUGCGAGUGUUUGAGCGUUUUGGCCGCAACACACGCAAAGUGGUUGUGGCCACUAAUAUAGCCGAAACAUCCCUAACCAUUCCGGGCGUCGUUCAUGUGAUUGACACCGGGUUCGUCAAAAUGCGUCACUACAACUCCAGAGCCGGCACCGACUCACUGGUCAUUGUACCCACCAGUCAGGCGGCGUCCCAACAGCGCGCCGGUCGGGCGGGCAGAGAGCGGGCCGGCAAUGCCUACCGACUGUACACUGAGGAGGCUUUUGCCGAAUUACCGCCCUUUACUGUACCCGAGAUUCAGCGCUCGUGUUUGGCACUACCGGUGCUGCAGUUAAAAGCUCUGGGUGUCAGCAAUUUGGCCCGUUUUGAGUUCCUGUCACCGCCGCCCGACUUACACGUGAUCGCAGCACUGGACCUGCUGUACGCGUUGGGCGCACUUGACUCCGCCGGUGCCCUAACACAACCCCUGGGCCUCCAAAUGGCAGAGUUUCCGCUUCACCCGAUGUUUGCCAAAAUGUUGCUCUCGUCGGUCGCUCACGGCUGUAGCGCCGAAGCCGUGACCAUCGCAGCCGUACUUCAAGUGCAGAACAUAUGGCAACAGCCGGCCAGCGGUCAACGGGCACUGCAGGCCCGCCGCGCCCGACACGAACUGGCCGUUCAAGAGGGAGAUCUCGUAACGUAUUUAAAUGUUUACAACCAGUUCGUGGCCGCGGGUAAAGUGCGGUCGUGGGCUGACAGGCAUUACGUCAACUAUAAAGCAAUGUUGCGGGCUGUGGAGGUGCGGCACCGGUUGGUGUCGGUGCUCAACAGGUUUCGGGUUAAGUGGCGGUCCACAGAGGACGUGGACAGUGUCCGGCGAGCCAUUGUGUGUGGCUUUUUCGCCAACGCCGCGUACCUCCACCCCAACGGCCAGUACAGGACAGUUAGGGGCGAUCACGAGCUGCACAUACACCCCAUGUCAGUGCUGUAUACGAUGCCCCGCCCGCCGCCUUGGGUUGUGUUUCAUGAGGUGCUGCACACCAGCCAACAGUUUAUGAGAGACGUGACACCCAUUGAGAGCAAAUGGCUCACAGAAUUGGCCCCACAUUACUACCAGUGCGGCACCGAUAGGGAGAUUAUGGAGAGUAAACUGUUGGCCACUGGUUAA
Messenger RNA from Medioppia subpectinata, 2211 nucleotides. The record is from the annotation of a GenBank genome assembly. Lineage: Eukaryota; Metazoa; Arthropoda; Arachnida; Sarcoptiformes; Oppiidae.